CUCUCUCUCUGUCGCUGAGGCCGCGGCUUCUUGUGUGCUGCGCUGGGGCCCCACGGCUGCGGCAGGAGGAUAUACUGGAACGGCAGUGAUUGCCCCUCUCCCCACUCCCCCAAUUUUUCCAAAACAGGUGUUACUCUGGUGGCAGGAUUUCCAGGUAACUUUUGUGGACCCAGCAAAGUGACUGUGUUGGUUGUUGAUGAACCAAUAUGCUUGGCAGAAGACCCAGGAAAAGCCCCCAGGUGAAGGGUCAGGCGGCAGCAGCAGCAAAACAGUUGGGGCUCUUUGUAGACUUCAAUCCUGAAGAGAUGAUGCUGGAUCUGGAAGAUGAUGGGGACCUAGAAGCAGAACUGGCUGCUAUCACUGGGGAGAACAUGCCAGCUGGGAAAACAAAACCUAAAGGAAAAGCCCCUCUGCCUAUGGACCAUAUUGAAAAGAUGGCUGCUGAGUGCAUGAAGGACCUGAAUGAGGAAGAUGAUGAAGGUCUGGAGGAAGAUACCGAACUUUUGGCAGAGUUGCAGGAGGUCCUAGGAGAGGAAGAUGGAGGAGAAAGCAGUGAGCGUGAGACAGAAACAAUGGAAGAGUCUCCAGAAGCCACAGAGCAGCAUACACAGAUGACUCCUGCUUCCAGUGGACUGCAGCAAACAAUAGAAGAAAGGAUAACUAACUAUAAGGCAGCGAUAUCAAACGCGAAGGAGGCCGGUGAGGGUGCCAAAGUGCGGCGGUAUGAGCGGGGCCUCAAGACAUUGGAAACCAUGCUGACUGCACUGAAGAAGGGCAAAAAAAUAAACCAGGAAGAAAUGCCGCCACCUGUAGGAUCAGGGAAGAGCUCUUUGACCACACCACAAGCCACGCAUCAUAAUGAUUUGCCUGAGAGUUCAGAUGAUCAUGAUGAAGGAACAGUACCGGAGGAGGAGGAGAAGGGAGGCUGUGCUACAGCCCAUGAAUUAAAGGACCCCAGUGAUCUGGAACAGUCAGUGAGCCUAACUGCUCUCCAGGGCCAGGAUGGAGAUGUAGAUGCUCUGGGAAUAGGUACCACUUCUGAAAACAAUUCCUCAAGUCUUGGCACACGAGCACUGCUUGUGAUGAGAGAGAAGGAGUAUAAGUUAGCAGCACUGAAAGCCAAACAGAGAGGUGAUCUCGAGAAAGCGAAAGAAUAUAUGAGAACUGGUAAGAAAUUUAGCAUGGUUCUAGAAGCACUGGACAGUGGGCAGCCAAUAGACCUCAGGGAUAUGCCUCCACCUCCACCAGAACUCGAAAGCCCAGAAAAGAUGCAGCUUCCUUCAGAACCAACUCCAUCUAUACCUGUGGAAACUUCCCAGCCUGUGACCACACCAGAUCCUCAAGGUUCCCUGCAACAGCCAAAAACAGUGCUAGAAGCUUUGCAGCAGAGGUUGGAGAAAUACAAAGCAGCAGCAGCUCAAGCCAAAGCAAGCGGAGAUGGUCGGAAAAGCAGGAUGCACGAGAGGAUAGCCAAGCAAUACCAGGAUGCCAUAAGAGCCCAUAAAGCAGGCAGGAAAGUGAAUUUUGCUGAACUUCCAGUUCCCCCUGGAUUCCCUCCAAUUCCUGGAAUGGCUCCUGCAGAUGAUGAUGGUACAGUCGCUGCAGUGCUGGAAAGUGCUAAUAGGCUGGUUAAGAUGGAGGAAGAGGAGAAUGAUAAAGAGGAGGAGGAGGAGGAAGAGGGUGAGUCUUCCACACAGGCUCCAGCUGCCAAGAAGCCCACCCAGCUGCCUAAGAAACCAGUGCAAGUUGUACAACCACUAACGGUGCCAUCUGCUAUAAUGCAGGGAGAGACCUCGCCAGAAAAAGAUGAUUCUCUGUCCUCCCCUGUAACAGCACCAGAGAAAUCUGCACCUGUUGAACAACUCUCUCCAGUUGCUACAGAGCAACUUGAAUUUCUGGAGAGUAGAAAGAAACAGUACUUAAAGGCUGCAGUCCAGGCAAAGAAGAAAAAUGAUCUUGAACGAGCAAAGGUGUACUUGAGAACAGCUAAGAGCUUGGACCCAAAGAUUGAGCUGGCAAAAAAUGGCAAGUCAGUCGACAUUUCCAAGCUGCCUUCACCUCCUACAGAUGACGAGGGUGACUUUAUCUUCAUACAUCAUGAGGAUGUCAGACUCUCUCAGAAAGCAGAAGAGGUUUACACACAGCUCAUCAAGCUACUGAGAGACCAGCAUGAGAAAUGUGUGCAAUAUUCCAAGCAGUUCAUGCAUCUGGGAAAUGUAACUGAAACAUCCCGGUUUGAAAAACUGGCUCAGAAUUGUAAAAAAGAUCUGGACAUCUUACAGCUCGCACAGGCCCAGGGGCUGGAUCCCCCAAGCCAUCAUUUUGAAGAGAGAACCUUUAAAAUCGUUAGGAUUUUUUCUGAACUUAAUAGCACUGAAAUGCAUCUCAUCAUUGUCAGAGGAAUCAAUUUACCAGCUCCACCAGGUGUGGCACCAAAUGACUUGGAUGCAUUUGUGAAAUUUGAAUUUCAUUACCCUAAUUCCGAGCAAGCGCAGAAAAGUAAAACAUCAGUGGUUAAAAAUAACAACUGUCCAGAAUAUGAUCAGCUGUUCAAGUUGAAUAUUAACCGAAAUCACAGAGGCUUCCGAAGAGCAAUUCAGGCCAAAGGAAUUAAAUUUGAAAUUUUCCACAAAGGGUCCUUUUUCAGGAGUGACAAGCAAGUGGGAACAGCACACUUGAAGUUGGACAAACUGGAGUCUGAAUGUGAAAUUAGAGAAAUAAUCGAGGUUUUGGAUAGUAGGAAGCCUACUGGAGGGAAACUAGAAGUAAAAGUGAGACUCAGGGAGCCACUUAGUGGGCAAGACCUUCAAACAAUUACAGAAAACUGGCUAAUCCUUGAACAUUAGUUCCGCCUAAGAUCCAGGAAUGCUAAAAGCUGCAGGAUGGACUUUAUAUACAUAGAGCUUCUGCAAGCACCAAAGAUGUUCAAUGAAUGCACUACUGAACAUAACAUCUUUAUUUUCAUAACUAUCAUAUAGUAUGAGUUGGUAAGCUUUGUAAGUCUACUACUAGGAAUGAAAUGAAUGGUACUGAUCCACAAAGACAGGUUGACCUGUCUUAAGCCUUGGUGAGACUAAUGUUGUUGGUACUACAUGAAUGUUACUUAACUGUUAACUGAUUGACUUAUACAGAGGAAGGAUAUGUUGGCAGAGUGGGCAAAAAGUUUUGCCUUACUGCAUAGCAGUAUACUAAGAUGUACUGAAGCAGAGGAAGUUCAUCAUGAAUUUGCAAAUAAGUUUCCCAGCCCCAGAGUAAACUCUAUUCUUACAUACAAAAGGAGUUAGGUUACAUAGCUAUUACUGUUAACCACCUGUAUAUUUCUUUACAUUGCCUGCAAUAUAGAAUUCUUUAAACUACAAGUACAUCUUUCCCAACCUUAUUUAGAAUGAGGCAUGAGUCUUUGAAAGGGGCCUGUACCAUAUGAGAGGGGGCUAACAGCUGCUUUUAAGCCCUUCCCCCCCCCACUCAGCCUUUGUUCUCCUUGUGUUUUGUUUUGUUUUCAACUGAGGCAGAACAAAAGCUGAAUGAUUUAAAGAACCACAGCAUUUUGGUUUUGUUUCAGCAAGUUGAGUCACUUAACAAUUCAACUGGAAAAAAAAACAUGAAACUCUUGCCUGUUUUAAAGAAUAUAAAACACACAAUGCUAGGGGUCUAAAAUUGCCUGCUUCCCCCCCCCCCACCCCAGUUUUCAUAGCUCACAGGAGGCAGUUGCAGAAGAUUUUCACAGUAUGUGUGUGAUUUCAUAAACCUAAGUCUGCCAUGCAGGCAGCAUUUGUUUCUGUCUUAAUCAGAUAGAGACAAUACAGUAUUCAGUUUUUAAUUUUAAUAAAUUUAAUAUACAAAACUACAUGUUGAAA
Elgaria multicarinata webbii is the source of this 3857-nucleotide messenger RNA. It is a transcript of the gene CC2D1B, whose product is annotated as coiled-coil and C2 domain containing 1B. The record is from RefSeq and is a predicted model, not a curated record. Bases 207 to 2846 code for a protein of 879 amino acids. Gene Ontology annotation, cellular component: nucleus. The transcript is spliced from 26 exons. Gene Ontology annotation, biological process: regulation of transcription by RNA polymerase II. Gene Ontology annotation, molecular function: RNA polymerase II cis-regulatory region sequence-specific DNA binding; DNA-binding transcription repressor activity, RNA polymerase II-specific. NCBI's taxonomy places the organism in Eukaryota, Metazoa, Chordata, Lepidosauria, Squamata, Anguidae.